Molecule: messenger RNA, 630 nt
Organism: Lotus japonicus
Lineage: Eukaryota; Viridiplantae; Streptophyta; Magnoliopsida; Fabales; Fabaceae
Exons: 1
Coding region: 95-505 (136 amino acids)
Source: RefSeq, a predicted model, not a curated record
UCUCUUAUAUAUGUCCUAAGCCUAUAUAGUUUAAUCACAAUUUUAUUCAAUACGUCCAUCGCAUAACCAAAUUCAAGCUAUUUGAUUCAAUAACAUGGAAAUUGGAUUGCCUAACUCAAUCUACGGUGGCAUGAAGAAAUACUGGAGAAGGCGGCGCUACCAGCAUCUCAACCGUGAUGCACCCACCGGCAGGAAGAAGAUGAAUAUCAUAAGGUUGAAAGGAAACCCACGUAAGUUUUGGAGGAUCAGAGCAAUUCCAAGGCUGAAAUGGGUGAUGAGAUUGCCAUUGAAGAUGAUGGCAAAGGUUAAGAAUGGUUACAUGAACUUCAUGUUGAGGUUGGCUGGUAAAGUAGGUGCCUUGAAAACUGAUAGCAUGUUGAGUGUGAAACGGAUUCCAAAAGCUCGUCAAGGGUCUAAGGUUUAUUCUAGGGAUGCAUUUGAGGCCAGACUCAUAUUUGAGAUUUCCAAGGCCUUGGUUGCGUCUAAUGAACUAUAUGCCAUGUAGUCAUUGUAAAUUUGUAAUGAUGUGUUUUUCUUUCUUCUUCUUCUUUGUCAUUGUUUUUUGCUUAAUUAAAUUUUGUAAGAAGUUUUCAUCAUUAUUCCCUCAAGCAACUCGAAAAAUAUUCUUUA